This is a messenger RNA of Chondrus crispus (carragheen), 198 nucleotides long. RefSeq lists its product as hypothetical. Bases 1 to 198 code for a protein of 65 amino acids. The record is from RefSeq and is a predicted model, not a curated record. NCBI's taxonomy places the organism in Eukaryota, Rhodophyta, Florideophyceae, Gigartinales, Gigartinaceae. The transcript has a single exon.
AUGGUGCGCACAUGUCCGAGAAUCAAAAUUGCAAGUCGAAACGAAAGCCUUUCCAACUGCUUCCGUAUCACACAUACAAUCUCGAACAGACAGGCCGCGCGCCCGGAAACUGGUGCAACAUAUUCCAACCCGAGUCAAAACAAGACUCUUCGAAAAUAUGCAGCUUCUGAUUUCCAGCGUGUUUCUUUACUGAAUUAA